CUCACAGCUCCACUAGGCAGUGCCCCAGUGGGGACUCUGUGUAGGGGUUCCAACUCCACAUUUUCCCUUUGCACUGCCUUAGUAGAGGUUCUCUGUGAGGGCACUGCCUCUGCAGCAGGCUUCUGCCUGGACAUUUAGGCUUUUCUGUAGAUCCUCUGAAAUCAAAAGAGAGGCUCCCAAACCUCAACUCUUGCACUCUGCACACUCACAGACUUAACACCACAUGGAAGCUGCCAAAGCUUAUGGCUGGCAUCCUCUGAAGCAGCAGCCCAAGUUGCAGCUGGACCCCUUUGAGCCACAGCUGGAGCUGGAGCAGCUGGGAUGCAGGAAACAGUGUUUGGAGGCUGUGCAGGUCAGUGGGGCCCUGCGCCUGGACCAGGAAACCAUUCUGCCCUCCUAGGACUCCAGGCCUGUGAUGUGGGUGUGGCUACGAAAGUCUCUGAAAUGCCUUCAAUGUCUUUCUCCCAUUGUCUUGGCUAUUAACAUUUGGUUAUUCUUUACUCAUGCAAAUUUCUGCAGCUGGGGUAAAUUCUUCUCUAGAAAAUGGGAAUUUUUUUUCUACCACAUGGCCAGGCUGCAAGUUUUCCAAACUUUUACACUCUGCUUCCCUUUUAAAUACAAAUUUGAGUUUUAGCUCAUUUCUUUGCUUAGGCAUAUGAGCUUAGGUUGUUAGAAGCAGCCAGGUCAUAUUUUGAACACUUUGCUGCUUAGAAAUUUCUUCCACCAGAUACCCUAAAUCAUCACUCACAAGUUCAAAGUUCCACAAGUCCCUAAAGGAGGGGAACAAUGCACCCAGGCUCUGUGCUAAAGCAUAACAAAAGUGACUGCUCCAGUUGUUCCCAAUAAGUUCCUUAUUUUUAUCUGAGAUCUCCUCAGCCCAGAUUUCAUUUUCCAUAUCAGUAUUAGCAUUUUGGUCACAAUUUACAAGUUUUUAGGAAGUUCCAAAUUUUCCCUUAUCUUCCUGUCUUCUGAGUCCUCCAAACUCUUCUAACCUCUGCUCAUUACCCAUCUCCAAAAUCGCUUCCACAUUUUUAGUAUCUUUAUAGCAAUACCCUACUCUUCAGUACCAAUUUUCUGUAUCAGUUCAUUCUCACAUUGCUAUAAAGAAGUACCUGAGAGUGGGUAAUUUAUGAAGAAAAGAGGUUUAAUUGGCUCACAGUUUCAUAGGUUGUACAGGAAGCAUAGUGACAUCUGCUUCUGGGGAGGCCUCAGGGAGCUUUUACUCAUGGCAAAUGGCAAAGCAGGAGCAGGCAUCUUACAUAGCAGGAGAAGGACUGGGUGGGGGGGAGGUGACACACACUUUUAAACAAGCAAAUCUCAUGAGAACUCACUCAUCAUCAUGAGAAUAGUACCCAGGGGAUGGUGCUAAACCAUUCAUGAAGGAUCCACCCCCAUGAUCCAAUUACCUCCAAUGAAGCCCCUCCCCCAACAUUGGGGAUUAUAAUUCAACAUGAGAUUUGGGCAGUGACACAGAUCCAAAACAUUAACUUUUCUUUCUGAAGAUGUAUCUGUGGUGUUGAUUCAGUAGGACACUUUGGCUUUGAUUCUGCGUGUGUACAGUAAGGUGGUCUUAUAUUAUUCCUUCAGCUAUUAACAGCAUAAGUGGUGUCUGUGACUUCCUCAGUGGCUUAGGCUGUAGUUGUGAUUGGAGGCUGUAGUGAAGUUUUCCUGGGGACAGAGAUUUUAGGUGGGCCAGUUCUUGGGCCCCAGUAGGGGUAACAGUGGGCUGAGAGUGCCUAUAUUUGGCACCUAGGCAACAUAUGUUUGUACCAGUUUUAGCAGCUUUAAGCAGAACAAUUCUGGGGGCUUUAAGUAGCUUACUUGGGUACUAGCAGUUGCAAUCGUAGGCUGAAAGGGUGGGUGGGCCUUUAGGCCUCUGGGAAUGUGCUUGCCAUGGGCAAUUUCUGUAGUUUGGUUGGACAACCCUCAGAUUCUCAAGUUGCAAGCUCUGGUGUUAGAGGUGGUUGUGAUGGGCUGGGGGCCAGUCUCCAGACCUUCAGAUGUUGCAUGCAUAUUGUUUCUGGCUACAGUGCUACUGUCAGGCUGGUUGGGCCCAUUCUCAGUCCUCCUAAAGGAAUGUGCAAAUGCCAGUGGUGGUGGACAAAGCAGGAUGAUUGCCACACCCCUGGGUAGUGUGCCUGGGCACUGGGAUGAUGGAACCAGGCUUGGCAGGUCUGUCCUCAGUCCCCCUAGUUAUGUACAUGGAUGUUGGCUGUGGUAAGUUGGAUGGGGUAAUCCUUGGAUCUCCCAAUAGCAGGAGCAAUACCUGAAGAAAGCCUGUCCUCGAGGCACAUGCAAAUUUGCUGCAGCUGUGCUGCUAGGGCAGGGUGUUGUUAUUGUCAGUGGCAGCAGCCACUAGCAGGCAGCUCUCUGGCAAUGUGGAGCACACUUUGGCUUCUGGCAGCAGCAUAAGCCAGUCCUCAGGGUACGUGCAAGUUCACAGUGGCUCUGCUGCUGGUGGAAGUUAGGUCACUGCCAGUGGCACAUGCUCUGGCCCCCAGCUGCAUCAGCAGACUCAGCAGCAGGCGGAGAGGGCCUGUCCCCAGGUUGCAUGCAAGUGUGCAGCAUCUCUGCUGCUGUGUUGCGGGGGUGACAUUGCUGUCUGUGUCAGCAGCCACAGGGAGGCAGCUCUCUGGUUCUGGAAAGCAUGUGCUUUGGCUCCCUAUGUCUGGUUCACAGCCUUUCCGGUGCCUGAGGUGCAGAACACUGCAUAUGCUAGAAUGCUGAGGAUCCUGCCACUUUGCUGGGUCCAACUGGCAUUUCACUGCUGCAGCCCCCGGUGGUGACAGCAGCAACUGUGCCACCAGCAGCAGUGGGAAGAGCCUUUUCUCAAGGUGUGUGCACUUACAUGCACUGCGGUCUUCCUGCUGGGUGGGCGGGUUGCUGUCAGUGCUCACAGGUGUAGCAGGGCCAUCCAUCUCUGCAGAGUCCCAUCUGAGGGGGCAGGGUCACUGCAGGACCAAUUAUUAGACCAUGCACAAACUCAGAGUUGUUGUGGCCCAAGCAGGCUGUAGUCCUGGGGGUGGGCCCACCACAGAACCAGUUUUCAGGCUGGGCACCAGCAUGCACAGGCUCAGCAGACUAGCUGGUUGUGAGGUGUGGGUGCAUGUGGGUGUCGUGGCUAGUAGGCAGAUGGGUGGCUUCCCUGCUGUUCACUUCUUCCCUGGAUUGGUGGUGCACCACAUGGGUUCGGUUGCCGGGGUCUUGAUUAGUUUAUCUGGCUAGGCUCUGGGAAGCUAGGGUCAUGGUGCUGCAGAUACCUGUAUGAAUGUGUUGGAAUGAUGGUGGGGCCUCAAGUGAUAGAGAGCCGGGUGCUACUGAUGCUCAAAGCAAGACACACUCUCUAUGUAGGUUCAGUCUGGAGAUGGCACUGAGCCAUAGCACCUUACAUUGCAGGGGCAGAGGGUGCUCAAGGUGGUCUCUUACUAUGUAAGGCAAUGCAGUUUGGAAAUCCCAACUGCUCUCCAGACUGGUUUUUGUGCCAGUGAGAACAGUGGGGCAAAGAUUGUUGACAUUUUUUAUGGCAAUGUGGAUCACUGGGGAACUACAGCUUACUUUUUCCUGUAGAAUGGAGUUACUGAUGACCCUGAGCCAACCUUGACUGAAGAGAGAGUAUGUCAGAGGCAGGAUGCUAUAUUGAGUUUCUGUACUUCACAGAGGUGUUUCUGUUCCCCUGGUGGUCUCCAGCAUACUUUUUAAAUCACACUAGCUGACAUAAAAUUGUUUGUUUUCUUGAUUUCUUUUUGUGGGGAAAUGAGUGCCAGGGAACUCUAGUCAGCCAUCUUGCUGAUGUUCUAAAUUCUAUUUUUAAAAGAUCACUCUGGCUGUUGUAAGGAGAACUGCAUGGGAUGUGGUGAGGGGCAAGAAUGUCACCAAGAUCAGCUGGAGACUGUUGAAAGUCCUCCAGGAGGGAGAAUCAUGACUUGACUCAGGGCCUUCUGAUAGAGAUUAUGAAACUGAUCAUAUAUGGGAUAUCUUUUGAAGGUAGAACCAAUUGGAUUUGCUAAGGGCAGUACACGGAGGGGACUAAACAAUCAAGAGUGACACUUAUGUUUUUGAAUGGUUGAGUGAAACAAAUGUCAUGAACUGAGAAAAGAUUGUGAGGUGUUAUCAGCUAAAUUGUGUUCCCUCCAAACUCUCAUGUUGAAUCCCUUACCCCUGAUACCGCUGAAUGUGACUUUAUUUGCAGCAUGGCCUUUAAAGAGGUGAUUAGGUUAAAAUGAAGCUGAUAGGGUUGGUGCUAAUCCAAUCUGACACCUGUCCUCAUAAGAAAAGAACAUUAGCACAGACCACAGAGGGGUACCAGGGAUGCAUGUCUACAGAUAAAACCCCAUGUGAAGAUACAGCAAGAACCGGCCAUCUAGAAGUGAAGGAGACAGGGCCUCAGAAGACACCAAACCUGUUGACACCUUAAUCUUGUACUUCAAGCUCCAGAACUAUGAGAAAGUAAAUUUCUGUUGUUUAAGCCACUUGUGGGGCAUUUUUUUAGGGUAGCCAUAACAAAUUAGUAUGAAGGAGAGCAGGUUUUAGGAAGUAGAAAUCAAGAAUUAUAUUAGGGAUAUGUUAAGUUUUCAUCUGUUGUAAAAGGCAAGUGGAUUGCUGAGAGUGUCCACUCACCUACAAGUGCCUAAGCUCCUGCUGCAGUCCUGCUUCUCGAUUUGACCCCACCCUCACUCACUGACAGUGUCUGUUUCAGCUCCUCCGUCACCCCUGUUGUGGUUGUGUGUGGUGAGAUCAUAGCUGAUGUUUAUUAUUUCCAGAUACAUUAAUCUCUUUCUCUCAUUGCUUACAUUGGAGAAUGUCAGGGUAAGGGUCUGAGCUGAGUGAUAUUUGCAGGCAUCACCUGUUGUCUUCCUGCACUCACCAGCCAAGGAGAAGCCUGCCUUCCACCAGGACUGCAGUUUCCUCAGCCACCCACACAGUGAAUCAUGUCUGCAUGGCACGCCCCUCUGCUCCUUCUCGCUGACCUUCCUUUCCUACCUGAUGGUCUACCAUAAGCCACCUAGGCAGAACUACUUAUCUCCACUUCCCAUGUUAAACAGUGUCUGGUGAAAUCAGAGGCAGCAAUCCUAGUAACACAGCUGGGUCUGUAGGCCCAAACAACUACUCUCUCUCACCCAUAAAACCCUAAAGCACAGCUAGAACUCUUCUGCUUCCCACAUAGAGAAGAAUUGCUAACUCAUAAUAUAUUUCACCUUCAAAAUAUGUCCAUAAUUAUGCCAGAGAAAAUAUUUAUUUUUUUGGUCACUUUGCCAAAGUAAAGUUAUCCAUAACAAACACCAUUGAUUAGAAAAUCUUCCUGUAAUAUUACCUCCAACCCUUCAGAAUUGCCAGACCAGACCUUCAUCUGCACAGCACAGGAUCCACUUAUCCACAAUGGUCAAGAGGCCUGUCUUUAAGAUUUCCAGUCACAUUCCCCCGACCCUGUCAUACUUCCAACCAAGCUAUCCUCAAAUUAUCACCAGCCCUGUACAAAAAUGUAACAAUAAUACGAGACCUAUACAACGCCUGUAAUGAAAAGUGGCAGCUGGUGAUACUGAUUGAUCUAGGGGUUCCAUGAAAAUAUAAGCAGAAAACUACUAGAUAGGACAGAAAAAUCAGCAGGUGAAGAUUAAGCUACCAACUCAGGACCCUACCAAACUUUUCAGAAACACAAAACCUUGGUGCCAAAUUUUAAAAACAAAAAAGAAGAAAGCAAGCAAAGAGAAGUACAGAACCUUGUUUAGAAAAUCAAAUAAAGAUUUCUCCCAGAACGCAUGAAGAAAGCAGUAAGAUAUAAAACAUAGACAUAGGGAGGAUUGAUUCACAAUAUAACAAUAUCAACAAGUAAGGUUCAGCACAAGAGUGAAGAAGAAUGAGUAUAAGAAUAUUGCAGAGAAAAUAAUCUUUGGUAAAGGCAAUCUGAGAAGCAAAUAGAAUGGAAACUAAUUAAAAAAUAGAAAAUCAAUGUAAUACUUGAGGCUUUCAACAGGCUAUCAUACUAUCUAAUUAGAUUGUAUUAUUGUGUCCACUCAAUAACCAGUGUGAUUAAAAUAUUUGGUACAAGAAGUAAGACCUAAACUGAAUCUUAUAGAACAUUCUAGAAAAGAGAAAGACCAUGGAAGAAGUCUUAGGGACAUAAAAUAGCAUGGCUUGUUCAAGGAACUGUGUAUUCACACUGUUCUGAUGCAGAAAUCUAAUGGUGCUUUCUGUGGCCAAUUUUGCUUUACUAACCUCCAGGAUAUUAAUAAAGAUAGAAUGUUUUAAUACCUGUGUUCUACAACAAUAAAGUAUCUCUGGUUAGUGCUAGAUUAGGAGAAUCUUAAUCUCUUUGGGCCAGAGUAGCCUGAGGGUAAAACUUCUGUCAUCCACGUGUGCCCAAGUGUGUGUUGUCCUCACACAACUCAACAUUAAACAGAAGUGAUCUCUAUAUAUAUUAUUAUGAAAUUAAGCUACAUAUCAUCCAUAUAGGUAUAUAUGCUAUAAAAAUGGAAUUUAUGCUACACUAAUAGCUAGAGAUAUUAAUCAUUUUCACUUCUGGCUAUAAGAUCACUGCUGACAAACAUAUACAAACGUAAGCACGUGUGCACACAGACAACCAAUGAAGGGGAAAGACUAACUGUCUAACCCAAUUGAAAAUCAAAUGAUGACCAAACUUCAAUUGUAGUAUUUGUGCUGAUUGCUUAGAUACUGUUUCUUCAGAAACUAUGCUCAAGUCACAGGUUGUACCUAACCACAUCCUACCACCACAUCCUGCUGGGCUAAAAUCCCAAAAAGUAAUAAGAGAUGCAUUCAACUUUAUGAGAGGAAAGCAAAACCUAAUCUUUCAGGUGGUGAGGUCCACCCAGUAUGGAGCUCAAAGGUGCCAUUGUUCUGCUCAUGUUUAUAAAGGGAGCUGCCAUGUUUCUCUCAACACAGAGUUGGGAGCAACUCCAGAGCCUCCUUCAAGAUGCUGCUGGUCCUGCUCUCAGUGGUCCUUCUGGCUCUGAGCUCAGCUCAGAGCACAGAUAAUGAUGUGAACUAUGAAGACUUUACUUUCACCAUACCAGAUGUAGAGGACUCAAGUCAGAGACCAGAUCAGGGACCCCAGAGACCUCCUCCUGAAGGACUCCUACCUAGACCCCCUGGUGAUAGUGGUAACCAAGAUGAUGGUCCUCAGCAGAGACCACCAAAACCAGGAGGCCAUCACCGCCAUCCUCCCCCACCUCCUUUUCAAAAUCAACAACGACCACCCCGACGAGGACACCGUCAACUCUCUCUACCCCGAUUUCCUUCUGUCAGCCUGCAGGAAGCAUCAUCAUUCUUCCGGAGGGACAGACCAGCAAGACAUCCCCAGGAGCAACCACUCUGGUAAUCUAGAAUUCAGUGGCAGAAAAUAAAUAAGAAGAUAACUUCCUUCAGAAAGCCAUGACAUUGAAAUAAUGUGGUCAUAACUCUUUAUUCAGUAUACCAAUAAAAUAUUAAUAGCAUGCAAUUUCUGAUUGUUGCUUCUCUUUGUGGGUGUUUCUGAGUCUAGAAUUUGAGGGCCAUUAAUACAAUCUAAGAAUAUCUGGGACUCUUGCUCAUUGAUGCUUCCAGCAGGCUUCCCUCCUCCUUUAUCUUAAUAAAGCCAGCUGCCAAGGAGAAAGAGUUCCAUUGUUCCCCUUCUGUCCUAGAUUGCAUAGCACAAAUGCAAAUUCUUAAAAUUAUUUUUACAUCUUUCAUUGAUAUUCUUGUAACUCUAGGAAAACAAGGAAUAUAUAACAAAUGAGAGGGAGUUGCAAGUGCUGGGGAAUUCUUAAAAUUUCCAAAACUAUUAAUCCUGGUUUCUAGGGGCAUAAAUGUAGUUCUAGAUCUCUUCUCUAUAAAACUCACUAUGCUCUUUUCUCCUCUUUUUUCAUUGCUCAGUUCUCUUCCUCCCUAAGUCGUUCACCAUUCUUUUUAAAAACUUGAGUGGAUUUCAUAAAGGGUGAAGCAUAAUGUACUUUAAAGGGCAAGAAAUUUGAGUAAAACUCUGUUCUGAUUGUAAAAAUUCCAGCAAUAUCAGUAUUAUUGUCAGAUAAUAUAGACUACCAAAUUUAACUCAAGUUGCUGAGGCAAAGUUGAAUAGAAAAUAACCCUAAGAAGCAAGAGAAUUUGAUAUGUACUGUCUCCAACUACCUCUCAUUAUCACCUCCAAUGUCACUGAAUACAGAAAAUUUUAAUAUCUAAUCUUUAUCAUUAAAAAGCACAUAAUUCUUAUUUAGAUUUUUUAAGUACAGGAAACAACAAGUUUCUGAAUUCAUUCUGAGUUUCAUUAAACAAAAUAUAUAGUACAGCAAGGAUACUCUGUUAGGGAAACUAUUCAAUAGUACAUAAACAAGCGAACAGUAUGCUAAAAGAAUAAUAAACCACGUUGAAAGAGGAUGAGGAUGUUAAAGAUGGUUCAGUAUUAGAAAAUUGGCCACACCAUAUCUGAUUUUGAUGAUAUUUAGAUAAGACUUUGGAUUUAGAUUUUAAAGUGGAUGCUGGAAUGAGUUAAGACUUUGGGAUUUGGGGGAUGAAAUAAAUGUACUUAGUAUGUGAGAAGACCAUAUAUUUGGGGGGAUGACCAGGGACAGAAUGCUAUAGUUUGAAUGUUUAUGUCUCUACAAAAUAAAUUUAUGUUGAAACUUAAUUCCCUAUGCAAUAGUAUUAAGAGAUGGAGUCUUUGGGGGAAGUGACUAAGUCAUGUGGACUCUGCUUUCAUGAAUGGGAUCAAUUUCCCUACAAAAAGAAGCUCCCAAAGGCUGCUGAGCUGUUCCAUCUCUUUUGACAUGUAGGGACUCAAUGUUCAUCUUUCUUUCAUACUUCUGCCUCAUGAGAGAGAAGCCAGGAGAAAUUGUCUGUUUGGAAUGGGCUCUCACUCAACCCCAAAUCUGGUACCAUCUCAAUCUUCAACUUUCCAGCCUCCAGAGCUAUGACAAAUACAUUAUAUUAUUUAUAAAUUACCCAAGAUAAGAUAUUUUGUUAAUAGCAGCUCGAACUGGCUAAGGCAGAGGGCUACUUACAAGAAUUAAAUGCAUAAUAUAUAUUAAAUUACCUUAUAAAAUGUAUAUAAAAUUACCCUACAUGAUGUAUAUAAAAUUACACGAUUUAAGUCUUGUAAAAUGCAACAUGUAUACAAAAUUACCCUACAUGACAUACAACAAUAAAAGUUCAAUACAUUUAAAUUUAUUUAUUCUUUUAUUUAAAAAGACUCAUUUUGUCCUUUCUAAUAAUGAAUUAUCUUCUAAUAAUAAAUUAUCUUUCUAAUAAUGAAUUAACUUCUAAUAAUGAAUUAUCUAAAAAAUAGAUUAUUUGAUAAACACUUGCUUUCUUUAGCAUUAAAGCAUUCAAAAAAGAAGCAGAAAGGCCAUCUAAAAGGUAUGUUGAUGAACAAAUGCACUGUUGCAUGUCAUCAGGUGGCUGGUUAACGUGAAUAAAAACGAAGUCUCCUUCCUCAUUUAAAUUCCAAUGAUUCUGCUCCUUAACAUUUAAUAUUCAGCCUAUUCUCUACCUAUACAGAGAGUAAUGCCACCUGUAGGUCUAUCAUUGCUCAGUUGUUAAUCUGAGAAGUAAAGCCCAGUUCCUCUUGAAAAGGCAGAGAAUUUAGACAGAAAUUCACCGGCUGCUUUCUUACAGAAAGUAAACCAAUUUCUGCUUCCAGAAAAACGGAGUAAAUGUAUUUUGCCCUAUUCCUUCUACUAAGAAAAACUAUAAACCCUGAACAUUAUAUAUAAAAUAUAUGAAAACUCAGACCUGGAGAGACCAAGGCAGAUGUGGUAGGGACUUAAUAAAUUGUAUAGUGAUGAAUCCUCUAAGUUUUCUUUUCUGCUUUAUAAUUUGCAGACUUUUAGCUGAAAAUGCCAUCAACAUAGAAAUACUAACAGGCACAUAUGAGAAUUUCCCAACAAAAGCCUAUUAUUUUAGGCAAAGGUCAAGGAAAUAGUCUACCAAGGCAGAAAACAUUUCGACAAUAACCACUCUACUGUAGUCAAGUACCACAGAAAACACUAUUACCUCAAGUGAAGAGCUUAGAUCUUUAGAUCUUCACACCUGCCAGGCUGUGACAAGGUGUCCCAACCCUCCUCCAGAAUAGUAUCUCAGAAUAGCAGAAGUUGGAACUUUCAUCCCCAACUUGUGGUAAUAAGCCCCUCACUCUCCUUCCACACCUUGAUAUGACUGGAGAGCAAAUGGGGAGCUGGAUCUACUCUAGAAGCAGCAAUGAAGAAGCACCCUCCUUUCCAUACCAGGUGGUGCUUGUGGAGGCCACGUGGGAAACAGUAACAAGUCACUUCUGCCUCCGAGACAGGCUAUCAGUGGAGGCCUAGUGGUGACCCAGAAUCCACACUCCAGCCAACAGUAAUGAGGAACCUUCACCUGCCUAGGUGUCAACAGAGAUUGAGAGGAAACCUUUAUUUCUACCAUCACCUGGCAGUAAUGCAGUGUCCCUCCCUCACUCCCUUGCCUUGCUGGAGUAGUGUCUGAGGAAGCUAGCUAAGACAGAAAAGGUAAAUAAGUUCUAGAGUCUCAUAAUGCCUAAAAUGUCCUGGUUCAUUUAGAAAUCAUUUGGUAUACAAAGAACCAGGAAAAAUCUCAACUUGAAUGUAAAAGGUAAUUAGAAGAUUCCAGAACAAAAAUGACAAAGAUGUUGGAAUUAUUCAGAAAAUAUUUUAAAGCAGUCAUCAUAAAAAUGCUUCCAGUAUAUUGCUUACAAACAUAUAUGAAACAAAUUUAAAAAUUAUCUCAGCCAAAAAAUUAAAAUAUAUGAAAGAACUGAAUGGACAUUUUAGAACUGAAACUUACAAUAACCACAUAAAAAAUUCAAGAAGGUAAGCAGGAAAAAACUAUAAACACAGCCUCAGGGACCUGUAGUAUUAUAACUGAAGGCCUAAUUUUUGUGUUAUCAGAGUCCCAGAAGGAGAGAAGAAAUGGGCAGCUUUGAGAAAGGUCUCAAAGACUGAAAACUUCCUUAAUUUGGCAAUAGGCAAAAACCCACAGAUUCCUAAAUUCAAGCAAACCCAAAAUCUCUUAGCCAUUUUAGGCUACUGUAUCAGAAUACCAUAGAAUGGGUGGUUUAUAAAAACAGAAAUGUGUUGCUCACAAUACUGGAGGCUGGAAGACCGUGAUCAGAAUGCCAGCACAGAUGAGUUCUGCUGAAGACAUUUUUUGGCUAUAGAUGGACAUCAUCUCAUUGUAUCCUCACAUGUUGGAGAAAAGAAAAAGAUAUCUCUUGUCUCCUUCUCCCUCUCUCUCUCUCUUUUUUUUUUAUAAGCCCUCUGAUCUCAACAUGAGGGCCCCACCCUCAUGACUUAAUCUAACCCUAAUUACCUCCCAAAGGCCUAACCUCCAAAUAACAUCACAUUCAAUUUAGGAUGUCUACAUAUGAAUUUUGAGGGGACACAAACUUUCAGUGCAUAAAACUAACCAAGACAAACACAAAGAAUCCAAACUAAGGUAUACCAUGGUAAAAUAUCUGAAAAUUAAAAGAAAGAACAAAUUUUGAAAGCAGCUAGAGGAAAUAGCUCAUCUAUAGGAGAGAAAACAAUACAAA
Messenger RNA from Pan troglodytes (chimpanzee), 11512 nucleotides. RefSeq names its product proline rich 4 (gene PRR4). The record is from RefSeq and is a predicted model, not a curated record. NCBI's taxonomy places the organism in Eukaryota, Metazoa, Chordata, Mammalia, Primates, Hominidae. The transcript has 4 exons. The coding region runs from base 6929 to 7333 and encodes 134 amino acids.